AUGAAGGAAGGAGAAUCUGUCAGCGAUUAUUUUGCUAGAAUUCUUACCAUCGUCAACAAGAUGAAGGCAAAUGGGGAGAGCAAGGGAGAUGGUGAAGUGGUAGCAAAAAUUCUGAGAUCAAUGACUCCAGAUUUUAACUAUGUGGUGUGUGCUAUUGAGGAGGCUAACGAUACAAGUCUCCUGUCAAUUGAUGAACUGCAAAGUAGCUUGCUUGUGCAUGAGCAGCGUAUGAAAAAGAAGUCUUCGCUAGAACAAAUUCAGGCUUUAAAGAUUUCUUUUGGAGAACAGUUUAGAGGCAAAGGUCGUGGUAGAGGAAGCUCCAGAGGAAGAGGAAGGGGAAGGGGAAAAGGCAGCCAAACAUCUCACAGAUCUACCAUUGAAUGCUUCAAGUGUCACAAGUUGGGGCAUUUUCAGUGGGAAUGUUCUGCCAAGGAGUUGAAUUAUGUAGAGUCGCAAGAAGAGAUGCUGCAGCAACCAUAUGUGCGGGAAGAAAGACUAUUCACUGAUAUUGAUGAAAAUUUAAGAGAUACAGUGAAGUUAGGCGACAAUUCUAGUGUGGUGGUUGCAGGAAAAGGUAAUGUGAGAUUGAAAGUGAACGAUGUGGUGCAAAUCAUUACAGGAGUUUUUUAUGUGCCGCAACUGAGGAAUAACUUGUUGAGUGUAGGGCAGUUACAGGAGAAAGGGCUUUCUUUCCUGUUUCAACAUGAGAAGUGCAAAGUGUAUCAUCCAGAAAGAGGCCUGAUUUUAGAAAUUAAGAAGUCUACAAAUAGAAUGUUCAUGUUUAGUGCAGUGUGUCAGCCUUUACCAUCUACUUGUUUUAGUGCAAUCACCGAAGAUCUUGUGCAGCUCUAG
Ricinus communis (castor bean) is the source of this 852-nucleotide messenger RNA. RefSeq lists its product as uncharacterized. Bases 1 to 852 code for a protein of 283 amino acids. Gene Ontology annotation, molecular function: nucleic acid binding; zinc ion binding. The transcript is spliced from 2 exons. Lineage: Eukaryota; Viridiplantae; Streptophyta; Magnoliopsida; Malpighiales; Euphorbiaceae. The record is from RefSeq and is a predicted model, not a curated record.